Messenger RNA from Carica papaya (papaya), 1041 nucleotides. Lineage: Eukaryota; Viridiplantae; Streptophyta; Magnoliopsida; Brassicales; Caricaceae. The record is from RefSeq and is a predicted model, not a curated record.
CAACAUUAAGAAGAUUUUGAAUUUUCUUUAGAAGAAGCAUGCAAGAAAAAUUUCAUGGAGACUAUAAAACCGCCUGGAGAACAUCCAUGCCUGCAAGCAUACAAGCAAAGUGCCGCCAUGAAAUCUGCUGAUCAAAAGCUUGGCUUCAAAAGGAAGAGCAGCAGGCUUCUCGUGGAGGAUCACCCCGAGAACAAACGUGCUCAUGUUACACAAGAUGAUAAAGAAAAACAGGACGGCCGCAACACGGGCACUGUGGUUACACAAGAUGAUAAAGAAAAACAAGAUGGCUACAAGACGGUCAAGUCUCAGGGCGUGGGAUACGGAGUCGGCCAAGGCAGUGGUACUGGUAUUGGUACUGGCAUUGGCUAUGGUACUGGCAUUGGCUAUGGAACUGGGUCCGGAAGUGGUGGAACUGGGUAUGGGUAUGGUUUCGGGGCGGGUGGUUAUGGUGGUCACGGCGAAGGAAUAGGAAUUGGAUAUGGGGCAGGAGGAAACGGGUGUGAGUCUGGAGGAGGUAAUUGUCAAAAUCCAACUUGCGGUGGUUCUUCUACUUGUGAUGAAUUUCCGGGUAUACCAAUCCAAGUUCCGGACCUUCCGAGGAUUCCCAUCACUGUUCCGGUCCCGUUACCCAACAGGCCAAUACCAAUACCAGACGAGCCUUGCCCGGUUGUUCCUAACCCUCCGGCCACCAGAUGUGUACCUUGUAGUGGCAAUUGUGAACCAGAACCACCAUGUGUAUAUCGUCAAAUGAAGACAGAUAGUCACCAAGCUGGUGAAUCCAACAGAGAUCAUGUAACAGAAGACGUCUGGAUUGCCCAAGAACCCGCCCCAUCAUACUUUGCAUUGGACACCCUCAUGGCUGACUCUACCACAAGCUGACCAUAUUGGUAGACAGGGUUUUCAUGGUUAGACACAUCAUGUAAAAUCUUAAUAAGAGCUUCAAAGCCAUAAAGGGUCAAUUGAAUAAAACUUGCUUGACAGAUUGCUUUCUUUUAUAAACAUUAGUAUUAAUACUAAUCUUAUAUGGGAUCACUUACAUUC